AUGGCCGCCCAUCCCCCUCCCGGCCCCUGCACCAUGAACGCAAGACCCCCUAAUGAUUCGAUGUCCACAGACAUCGAGAUUGAAAAUCUAUUCCAAAAUUUUAACGGUGACGUUGUAAAGUCUCCAGAUUCGGCUCGAGAUGAGGAUUUAUCCCAGCCCCUUACCGAGAUUGUGCCGGAGAAAGAUCUGCCACGAGUAGUCGCAGAAGAUACCAAUCGUCCAUCAUCUGCAUCUUCUGCAGACUCAGAACUGGCUAUAAUUCAACACAGGCUUAUUGAAAUCGCAGAUGACUUGACAUCCCUCGACUCCCCCGACUCUUGGUCGUCUGCUAGAUCAAACGAAAAUACCCCAUCCCACACGAGCACACAGGACCAAGAGAGAAGAAACCUGGAUUUGAUGGUACCAAUGGAUAAAGACAAUGAUAUCCCCCCAUCACGAGGCUUCAAUGUCUCAGGCAAAUCUCAUGGACAAGUCUCAAUUACAGAGAGAGAUGAGAAUCCACGGGAUCUCGUUUUGUCACCUCCGCAAACUCGUAAACGCCCUCGAACUUCAGCCAAUGCUGGUGCAUCUACAAGUGGAAUUCCUGAAUCUAAACUUCGAAAAAUUACUCCCUCUCCAGAUUCUACAGGCUCCUCCCCACCGACCAACCCGGACAAGAUAGAUAUACGCCAGAUCUUCGCACUCUCUGGAAGUGACGAUGACUUCGCUGAGAUAGAACGUGAACAGCAGGAGGCUGAGAAGUGGCUUAGAAGGAAGAGGGAGCAAGAACGUGAGGAUGAGGAAUAUGCUAGGAAAUUGCAGCAGAUGUGGAAUGAAUCUCCCAAUCCCAGCAGGUUCGAUUCUCCAAGUAGCAGCACAUCACAACUGGGAUCCACGUUAAUUCAUUCCCCAUUUGGGUCUACCGCCAUUGGAGGAAACCUAUCCAGAGAUGGAACUUCAGCCGAUAAAUCUGUUUUCAGCAAAGCAGGAUUCCUUCCCGUACAUGAGAACAAACCUGCACAGUCAUCUAAGCUUAACAACGAUUAUGUCGAAAUAAGCAGUGACAGCGACAUCGAAGAGAUUCUCCCAGGAUCCAAUCAUAUUCAUGCGGGGCGUUCAACUCCAUAUAAUCGAAUUCAGCAACCCACACGUACAAGUGCGAGGGGACUCUGGCCGAAGCCAAUUACAAGAGAAGCAACAUCUUUUAACUUCUCUACUUCCUGUAAUAAACCCAAAACUCAAGGUGAGGGUUUGGGAUAUCCAUCCCUCGACAAUCUAAUGGGAUUACCAAAUUCGUUCCUUUUCGGAAAAUCGCCCUACGAUCUUUUACCCAACAGUCGCCUGAAUGGAUAUGAUGCCAGAAACCAUACACCAAGUUCACGUUUAAAUGGAUAUUCAAACUCUUACAACGAUGAUUGUGCGUUGAAUGACGAAAUUGCCAACUUGAUUUCCAGAACUGCCUGGGAGUUUGAGACAUCUGGCAUGAGUGUAAGUAACAUGAAUUCAAGGCUUUACGAUCAGAUAACGCCCAAAACUACAAUGGACGAAUUGAAAAAGCUCUUGGAGAAUAUUCGACCCGACCAGGACCUUGAUAUAAAUCGAGAAGGCACGCCGGCAGCCCUACAAUGCACGUUGAUGGAACAUCAGAAGCUUGGUUUAACGUGGAUGAAAUCCAUGGAAGAAGGUUCUAAUAAAGGUGGCAUUUUGGCCGAUGACAUGGGCCUGGGGAAAACCAUACAGGCAUUGGCACUCAUGGUUUCUCGACCUUCAGAGAGACCGGAAUGGAAAACGAAUCUCAUAAUUGCGCCUGUUGCCCUAGUUCAACAAUGGAAACGUGAAAUCGAACGGAUGAUCAAACCAAGACAUCAACUAAAAGUAUUUGUCCUGCAUAACGGCAAACGUAACGUGCCGUACAGCACUCUGAAAACGUACGAUGUUGUCCUGACCACUUAUGGGACUCUAGCGGCAGAGUUUAAAAGAAAGGAGUUUGCGGACAGGAUUAAAAUCGAUAAUCCACAUACUUACCAAAAUCUCCCUGAUGAUGCGAUUAAUUUGCCCCUUCUUGGGGAAGAGUCUAAGUGGUAUCGUGUGAUUCUUGACGAGGCGCAAUGCAUCAAAAACAAAGACACCAAGUCCGCCCGGGCGUGCUCCCAAUUGCACUCGAUAUACAGGUGGUGUAUGAGUGGCACCCCUAUGAUGAACAAUGUGUUGGAGCUUUUCUCUCUGAUUAAAUUUUUGAGAAUCAAACCGUACCAUAAUAUCGAAACUUUUAAUACUAUAUUUGCGAGGCCCUUGAAAAGUGGGGUUGAACAUCUUCAGAAUCGGGCCAUGGAGAAGCUUCAAGCCCUGUUGAAAGCUAUACUUUUACGUCGGACUAAAAGAUCGAAGAUCGAUGGCAAGCAGAUUCUGCAGCUGCCCCCGCGGACCACUGAGAAGACAUAUGCUGUUUUCAGCGAAGACGAACAGGCACUUUACAGAGCCCUGGAAUCCCAAACCCAGCUUCAGUUUAACAGAUAUCUUCGCGCGAAUACAGUUGGCCGUAAUUAUUCAAACGUUCUCGUUUUGCUACUGCGGCUGCGACAGGCAUGUUGUCAUCCUCACUUGAUGACUGAUUUUGGAAUCGAUUUCAAUGGCCCCGACACCGAAGGAAUUGAUAUGGUUGCAAAUGCGAAGGAAUUUCCGCCAAAUGUUGUCGCACGUCUUAAGGAGAACGAAACCUCGGAGUGCCCCGUGUGCAUCGAUGUGGUGGAAAAUGCAGUUAUCUUUUUUCCAUGUGGCCAUAGUACCUGUGCUGAGUGUUUUGCUAGAAUAUCUGAUCCUUCUCAAAGGCUGAUGCAAGGAGACGAGGGCUCCCUUAUCAUUAAGUGCCCUAGUUGCCGUGGAAUGGUCAACACGAAAAAGGUCACUGAUUAUAUCUCUUUUAAGAAAGUCUUUUACUCAGAGCCCGAGGAGGCAGCUGUAGAGGACGGCCAAGAUGCUGAAGAUGCUGAGGCAGAUACUGACAGUCUGGCUGACUUUCUGGCUGACGAUGAUGCCGAUGAUUCAAACCCUCCCCCCGGAAAACCAAAAGACCAUAAACAGGAUCGAAAGGGCAAGGGCAAGGCUAUUGAAAAAGCCAGAAAGUCACUCCCACAGCUGAAAAAAGAUGCCACGAAAAGCGCCGAAGGGAAACGGGAGUAUCUUCGUCACCUGACCGAAAAUUGGGAGACGAGCGCUAAGAUCGAGAAAACAAUGGAGAUUCUCCAUGAUAUUCAAUCCCGCAUUCCGACUGGCGAUGACAAGCCCGAGAAAACCAUUAUAUUCAGCCAGUUCACGUCCCUGCUUGACCUUCUCGAAGUUCCUAUCCUGCGAAAAGGAUGGGGCUAUCGCCGAUAUGACGGCAGCAUGAACCCUAACCAGCGAAACGAAGCCGUCAUGAAGUUCACGGAUAGCAAAGACUGUACAAUCAUGCUUGUGUCCCUCAAGGCGGGUAAUGCAGGUCUAAACCUUGUGGCCGCUUCGCAGGUUAUUAUCUUUGACCCCUUCUGGAACCCGUACAUUGAGGAGCAGGCGAUUGAUCGGGCUCAUCGCAUUGGCCAGGUGCGGCCGGUUGUAGUUCAUCGAAUUCUUGUCAAGAAUACGGUUGAAGAUCGUAUACUUGACCUGCAGGAAAAGAAGCGGACUUUGAUUGAAGGGGCGCUGGAUGAGGGUGCUAGUCAGAGAAUUGGACGCCUAGGAACACGCGAGCUUGCGUUUCUUUUUGUAGGUUUCUUUUCUUCUGUUUUUCUUAUGUUAUCUCCUUGGGCUGGAUUUUGA
This is a messenger RNA of Paracoccidioides lutzii Pb01, 3774 nucleotides long. RefSeq names its product DNA repair protein RAD16. Gene Ontology annotation, molecular function: ATP-dependent chromatin remodeler activity; ATP binding. The coding region runs from base 1 to 3774 and encodes 1257 amino acids. The record is from RefSeq and is a predicted model, not a curated record. The transcript is spliced from 3 exons. Gene Ontology annotation, cellular component: cytoplasm.